AUGAACCCCAAACCGUUUUAUAAGGCACCAAAAGUAACAAAGGAGGAACUAGAAAAAGAAUUUGACAAAACAUGGUGUCAUCGCAAGAGUAGCUGGGACGAACUCACAGAUGCGUCACAAUAUACAGAAGAAGAGUUGCUACAUAGAAGAACAAAACAGGACAUGUGUAAAUCAAACUUCUUCGCAGAAUGUAGUAAGAAAAAGGAGCAGACAUGUAUACUUUUUAAGUGCACGUCUAAAAAGGUACACACAUAUAUUCACGCUGCAGUUGGGGAUUUCAUAUGCUUGGAAAACGGGUCCAUCCCAAUGCAUGGAAAAAUGAAAACUUUUAAAAAAAGAAAAAAAAACCCACAUAAAGUUUUUUUUUUCAGCGAGGGUACAUCAUAUAUAAAUAAACCACCUGAUACAUAUGAUGGUAGCAGCGAUAGUGUUGAUAGGGGAACCCCCUUUGAGCACCACAACAGGAGGAACUACAAUACCAGGGGGACUAAGUUAGACACUGCAAAAUGGAGAAGAACCAGGGGAAAAAACCUAAAUGAGAAGGAAACCAUGUCGCCGCCUAUAUUCGAUGGGAAGUGUAAGAACGAUGAUCAGCACAAUAUUGAGCACACGACUUGUGUAAAAGUUGCAGGAGAGGAGAAACGCAAUGCAAAUAAUGGAAGAUCGUUUUGCAUUAAUAAGAAUGAAACGAGCGUUCCCCGAAGAUGCAUGGAUGAUGUGAUAUAUCCCUACAGUUUCAGUAAAGCCAACGAACAAGAAAAUAUCCUAACAAACAAAAUGAACAAAUUGGCAAGCGGAAAGUUACGCUUAAGGAUAAGUGAGAAGAAUAAAUUAGACAAAACGUUACAGGUAGCAGUGGAGGGAAAACUAAAUGCAGGUUCCACUCACCCUUUAAGCAAUUUACGCAAACGAAUAAUGCCCAGAGGAAGGACAGAAAAAAAAAUAAACUACGGAGGGUACAUUGUAAAACAAGAAGAAUCAAAGCAGGUAGCGGUAGGUUACGAUAUAAUGUCGAGUGAUAAGAGACAAAAGGGAAGCCCUCACGUGCGAUUAUGUGUAUAUAAAGAGAGUACACGAAAAUCUGAUCCGACAUGCCCCAUCGAUUUUGUUCAAAUGUGCCCAUCUGUUGAUGACAAAAGAAUGCAAAAUUAUCUGAAUGAGCAGCUUAAGUAUUAUGGAUCCAACAUGAGAAGGGAAAACCUCGAACAGAUUUGUCUCUACCUCCGGAAAAGGCCUCAACGGAGAGCUCCCCAUGGACUGGCCAGCAGCCACCGCAUUGGCAAGGAGCACCCAAACGUUCCACCUCGUCCGUGUCAAACUUGCAAAAAGGAUAUAAACCUCAAAAGGUACAUAAUGGACGGAGAUGACAAAGAAAACACCUCGACGAUGAUUACUGACGAGAGGGAUGUGGACCCUGCAAUAUCAGACCAAAUAAUGAACCAAAUGAGAGGUCGGGAAAAAGAAAAAAAUGAAGGAGAAACGACGAAUUUAGCACACAAAAAUAAACUGACGCACGAGUUAAAGUUAAAAAAAUUCCAAAACGAGGAAGAAAUCAACUUCUCCACAAUUUACACACAUUUAACGAAUGAAAAAAAGAUUUUAAAAAAAAUACUAAACCAACAAACAAGGAAAAAUAAAAAAGAUUAUUUAAAAAAAUUAAUUCAAGUAAAAAAAUAUAUUACCAAUUUUGUUACCUAUUUUGAGCAAAUUCUUGCAAAAAUACAGGUAGAAAAAAAUGAACCAUAUGACCCAACAUACGAUGAAGACAAACACUAUCAUAUUAGUGCCCUCCUAAAAUUGGUGGAGGACGUUAUAAGUAUUCUAUCUGAUCAUUUCUAUCACGUGAAAUAA
Molecule: messenger RNA, 1851 nt
Organism: Plasmodium fragile
Lineage: Eukaryota; Apicomplexa; Aconoidasida; Haemosporida; Plasmodiidae
Exons: 2
Coding region: 1-1851 (616 amino acids)
Source: RefSeq, a predicted model, not a curated record